AACUAAUGAACUCAGUUCCCCGCCACAAGCGCUAGCGGUCGGUUGUGUCAAAAUGCUGCGUAAUAAAAAAUACGUUUACAGUGAACAUGACAUCAAAGUGCCUAUUAGCCUUAACUUGGGUGAAUUUGUGCUGAACUCCAUACUACAGUACCAGGAUCGAGUGGCUUUCAUAGACGCUCACACGCAGGAAAAGCUAACGUUUUCCGAGAUAGCGCAAAAUGCCAUGAAUGUAGCUGUCUCGCUCGUGCAGCAGGGCGUGCGAAAGGGAGAGACGAUUGCAGUUUGUUCUGAGAACCGAAGCGAGUUCUGGCCGACUGUGAUUGGUACAUUGCUGGCCGGGGCGGUUAUUACACCAAUCAGCGUCGUUUAUACGAAAGAUGAACUCAAGCAUAUUUUGGGCAUAUCUAAACCGAAAUACAUCUUCUGCUCCCCAUUCGCUUACAAAGCUCACAAAAGCACCAUUCAAUCGACAAAACACAUUCGAAAAGUCUAUCUUUACGGCGACGAGAAGACUUCAAAUGAAAUCUUGUACAAAGAUUUGGUGAAGAAUGUGAAUGUUAAGAGAGAGGACUUCAUGCCAGUGGAAGUCCAGGGUCAGACUGAUGAUGCAGUGAUCCUGUAUUCGUCUGGAACUACGGGUUUGCCUAAAGGGGUUGUGCUGACGCAUUUCAAUGGAUUGGUUUACUGCAGUUUUAUUAAAUUCGACGAGCCUCAAGACCCUAUGACCGUCUUGUCGAUAGCGCCGUGGUACCACGCAUACGGCAUGUGGGGUAACAUCGGCAGCAUGUGCAAUGGACGUACCAACGUCUACAUCAAGCGGUUCGAAGAGAAACUGUUCUUGGAGACCAUACAGAGAUAUAAGAUCUCAGUGCUAUUCCUGGUGCCUCCGAUCCUGGUCCUGCUCUCCAAGUCUCAGAUCCUCAAGAACUAUGACGUCACUUCCGUCACGCAGAUGAACUGCGGCGCCGCGCCGCUAGAUGUCGAGACCAUUGAUGAGGUUAAGAGGAGGUUCCCGAACGUAGAAGGCGUGAUGCAGGGCUACGGCAUGACAGAGUCGACGCUCGCGCUGUGCAAGGACAACCUGUUCCAGCCGUACAAGGCCGGCAGUGUCGGCACUGCCACGCCUAGCACUGUGCUCAAGGUGGUAGACCUGAAGACUCGUGAGCCGCUCGGCCCGAACCAGCCUGGAGAGAUCUGCGCUAAAGGAGCCCUAAUCAUGAAGGGCUACAUCGGCCGCCCCCGCUCCGAGGACUUCGAUGACGAGGGCUUCUACCGCUCCGGAGACAUCGGGUAUUACGAUGAAGACGGUUACUUCUUCAUCGUGGAUCGAUUGAAGGAGCUGAUUAAAUACAAGGGGUUCCAGGUCCCUCCAGCAGAGAUCGAGGCUGAACUCCUGAAGCACCCGGCCGUCCGGGACGCGGGAGUCGUCGGCGUCCCGGACAGGGCGUCCGGGGAGCUGCCGCUCGCCUUCGUAGUGACGCAGCCCGGCGCCGCCGUCACCGAGAGGGAGAUACAGAGCUAUGUCGCGGAGAAGCUUUCGAACCCGAAACAACUCAGAGGGGGAGUGAGGUUUGUCAAAGAAAUACCGAAGAAUCCAAGCGGCAAGAUCCUGCGGCGCAUUCUCAGGGAUAUGCUGAAAUCAGGAAAAAGCAAACUCUAAACACGG
Plutella xylostella (diamondback moth) is the source of this 1666-nucleotide messenger RNA. Its product is annotated as luciferin 4-monooxygenase. Gene Ontology annotation, molecular function: CoA-ligase activity. Lineage: Eukaryota; Metazoa; Arthropoda; Insecta; Lepidoptera; Plutellidae. The record is from RefSeq and is a predicted model, not a curated record.